AUGGGUUGUGUUCUGGGAAUCUUUACUUGUUGUUUUGGCUCAACUGCGUGUAGUCUUUGCUGUGCUUGCUGUCCAGCAACGCGGAAUUCAUUAAUAACACGUUUAGCUUAUGGAUUACUUUUAUUGAUUGGCACAAUCAUUUCCGGCAUAUUUUUAAUGCCUGAUUUGCCAAAAAUUCUUAACAAGAUCCCACGUCUAUGUAAGAAUUCCACAUGGGAUGAUGAAGGCACUGUUUCGGGAUAUAUUUCGUGCGAAGAGAUUGUUGGCUAUUCGAGCGUUUAUCGUAUCCAGUUCUCUUUUGCUUGUUUUUUCUUCCUCAUGACGAUUUUGAUGGCGCAGGUGAAACGAUCAAAAGAUUUUCGAAGUGGAAUACAAAAUGGAUUUUGGUUUUUUAAAAUCAUCCUCAUUGUUGGGAUUUGUUGUGCAAUGUUUUUUAUACCAAAUCGAGGAUUCACAUCUGCUUUGAUGGUUGUUGGAAGCAUCUGCGGUUUCGUAUUUAUACUGAUUCAACUAAUCUUAAUCGUUGAUUUUGCACAUAGUUGGAAUGAAAAUUGGGUUGCGAAGGGCGAAGAUGGAAGUCGAAAGCAUUAUUGCGGCCUUGUCUUCUUCACUACAUCGUUAUAUACUAUAUCAAUUGUUUCCGUUAUACUUCUAUAUAUAUAUUAUGCGUCGAAAACGACAUGUGGUCUCAAUAUAUUCUUCAUAACUUUCAACUUUCUUUUGUGUUUGAUUAUUUCCGUUAUUUCUGUCUUACCAAUGGUCCAAAAUUAUCAUUCGACAUCAGGUCUAUUGCAGUCAUCGUUCGUGACUGUUUAUGUCAUCUAUUUAACAUGGUCAGCUAUGACAAAUGAAAAGCCAGAUCCCAUAUGUAAUCCAACGAAUAAUAAUGCGUCAGAAAAGCGAUCUGUUGGGAUUACAUCUAUCGUAGGAUUGAUUAUUUUCUUCGGUAUGAUGAGUUAUUCGGCUAUGACAAGUUCAAGAAGCUCAUCAAGUGGAAAAUUGCUGGGUAUAUCGAAUAAUGAUGAUAUAGAAAAUGCGCGCCCGAAAAUUGACGGUGGUAAAAGCUACGAUGAUGAAAAAGAAUCUGUCGCUUAUAAUUAUUCCUUAUUUCAUUUGAUGCUCGUCUUUGCUUCGUUCUAUCUGAUGAUGACAUUGACUAAUUGGCUCAAACCCAUGAACGACUUUUCCGAUUUUGAGCAUAAUAAUUCAGCUGUUUGGCUGAAGAUUGUUUCAUCGUGGCUAUGCAUUCUUUUAUAUUUUUGGUCGGUGAUUGCACCGUGCGUUUUCCGCAAUCAAGAUUUCUCCUAA
Adineta ricciae is the source of this 1308-nucleotide messenger RNA. The record is from the annotation of a GenBank genome assembly. NCBI's taxonomy places the organism in Eukaryota, Metazoa, Rotifera, Eurotatoria, Adinetida, Adinetidae.